Zophobas morio is the source of this 1923-nucleotide messenger RNA. Its product is annotated as trehalase-like. The record is from RefSeq and is a predicted model, not a curated record. Gene Ontology annotation, biological process: trehalose catabolic process. The coding region runs from base 135 to 1874 and encodes 579 amino acids. The transcript has a single exon. Gene Ontology annotation, molecular function: alpha,alpha-trehalase activity. NCBI's taxonomy places the organism in Eukaryota, Metazoa, Arthropoda, Insecta, Coleoptera, Tenebrionidae.
UUCUAGCAGCUAUCAAGUGUCAAAAUUAAUCCCGUGCUGUCUCUUUCAACCGAAUGUGCCUGUUAAAAUUAUAAGUUGCGUAAGCGUAAAAUGUGGAACGAUGCUUGUCCCGGCUGAAUUCGUGUGUAUUGGUCAUGAACGUUUUUCUUCUCGCGUCCGUGUUUCUACUGUUGUCUAAAUCGAUACUAAGUCAAAAAAGUAUAUGCAAAAGUCCGAUUUACUGUCAAGGUGAUCUUCUACGCGUAGUGCAAAUGGCUGGGAUCUUCAAGGACUCCAAGACUUUCGUGGAUAUGAGUUUGAUCAAGAGCGUCGAACGCACGUUGAAGAACUUUGAUAGGCUGAUGGGCAAGACUCAAGGGAAUCCAGGCAAGAACGACAUCGUCGAAUUCGUCCAAAACAAUUUCCAAGCAUCCACCAACGAACUGGACACUUGGUACCCAACGGACUACCAAAUAAGUCCGCCUUUCUUGCGGAAAAUCAGGAAUAUGAGGAUACGCGGUAUGGCGAAACGACUCUUGGACAUGUGGCCGGUUUUAGGUAGGAAAAUCAAACCAGAGGUGAUUCAGAACUCCCAGAAGUACUCCAUCAUACCGCUGCCAAACGGAUUUAUAGUACCGGGAGGGCGCUUCCGAGAAAUCUACUACUGGGACUCCUACUGGAUAAUCAAGGGGUUGUUAAUUUGUGACAUGAAACAUACCUCGAAAGGAAUGAUCGAAAACUUUUUCAGCAUAGUAGAGUCCUAUGGUUUCAUACCAAAUGGUGGUCGCAUUUACUACCUGGACCGGUCGCAACCGCCCUUGCUUACCUUCAUGGUAGCUGCUUAUCUAGAUGCAACGAAUGACAUUAUCUGGUUGAGAAACAACAUCCAACUCAUCGAAAAAGAGCUGAAUUUUUGGCUCACCACGAAGACGAUCCAAAUAGACAAAGGUGGUCGGAGGUAUCAAAUGGCACGCUAUCAAUCCAGCGACGAUAGUCCAAGACCUGAGUCUUACAUAGAAGACGUACACACUGCCUCUAGAUACAGAAGCGAAGAUGAGAAAAGACAGUGCUAUAUGAACUUAAGAACGGGAGCUGAAACCGGGUGGGAUUUUUCAGGUCGGUGGUUCUUCGACGGUCAAGGUGGCAACCAAGCCGACCUCUCCACCAUCAAACCAACCCGCAUCAUUCCAGUGGACCUCAACGCCAUCCUCUGCAGGUGCUUCCUGCUGAUGCACGACUUCUACAUCAAGCUCCGAGAGAAACAAAAAGCCCUUUUCUGGUUAGGCAAACACUUGGAGUUCAAACAAGCCAUCAAAGACGUGCUUUACAACCAAGACGACGGGAUCUGGUACGACUACGACAUCGAACUGCGAGUGCAAAGGAAGCACUUCUAUCCCAGCAACUUCGCUCCUCUAUGGUGUCAAGCGUACGACGCGGAAAUGACAGAGACCUACGCACAACAAGCAGUUAAGUACUUGAAGAUGAUGAACAUAAUGAGCUAUGAAGGUGGAAUUCCGGCGUCGCUCUUUGAAACUGGCGAACAGUGGGAUUUUCCCAACGCGUGGCCGCCCUCCCAGUCCAUGGUGAUUCUAGGACUGGAGAACACUAAGUACCCCGAGGCACAAAAAACUGCCCAUCAGCUGGCUAUGAAGUGGAUCGAAUCUAUGAUAAAAGUGGCCGAAGAGACGCAAGAGAUGUUUGAAAAAUACAGCGCCGUGUUUAAGGGGAUGUAUGGGGGUGGCGGGGAGUACGAAGUGCAGACGGGGUUCGGAUGGACCAACGGAGUCGUGCUUGAGUUAAUCGAAUUAUAUUUCAUUAACAAGAAGGACGCAGAUGGGGAGCAAUUGCCACGCCAGUAUCAGGAAGCUCCGGAAUUCAUUGUAGAAGAUACUUAAGUUUUGGGGCGGGCACUGUAUUUGGUACUGGAAAAUAAAUGUAAUUUUA